UCUGCUCCGGGAUCAGCUGGGCGAGGAGCGACAUCAGAGGAUACGGCAGCGGUCCGGGCGUGCCCGCCGCUCGGCCCCUCUCGCCUCUGCCUCGGGGGGUGUUUUUGGUUCGUGUUUUUUUUUUUUGUUUUUUUUUUUGUUGUUGUUUGCAAUUAAAACUACCUCAACAGACUCAACCUGAAGCUGGUGCUUUACUAUAUUUAAAAUCUCUUAGGCUUUCCUGUGGUGUUCUUGUUUACAAAAGCAGUCGAUGACAUUAAAGGUGAGGCCUUUGCACUGAAGCCAAGUGAAGAACCUCAUAAUUGCACUAUACAUCAUUAACUCAGCUAAGAUUUUGCUAGCUGUGAAGAAUCUCCUGCCACUGGGAAGGACUCCUCCAUCAAGAUAGAGACCCUAAGCUCCAUUAUCCUUCCUGGCCCCUGCCUGUGACGCCUGUCUCCACGCUUUGAGGCCAGCACUUGACAGUAGCUUCAUUCUUCUUUCCUCCCAUCAAACCAUUUCCCAGCCAUGUUCCAGCGUUUCACCAGCCUCUUCUUCAGUGACAGCAACACACCAGAGGGCCUGGAGGAGCCCAAACCCUUCGUCUCUGAGGAGGAGGAGGAAGAUGGAUGGCUCAUAAUUGAUCUUGCAGGUAGCUAUACCUCAACCUCUGGUGAAGAGCAGAGGGUAGGUGAGAGGGAUCCCAUUUGCCUGCCCCGGUGCUGCCCGGGGUCCCCCCCGCCUACCACUUCUUCGUCCCACACACUCCGUGACUGUGUUGGCAGGCCUGUGCCCUCCCAGCCCGACCCCUGCUUGAUGGACGAGAGUUGGUUUGUCACCCCUCCCCCCUGUUUUACUGCAGAAGGCCCCGGUCUCGACAGUAUGGAGAGCAAUCCCAUGGAGGAUCUCCUCAUCGAGCACCCUAGCAUGUCCGUCUAUGUCACCAGCAACAGCCUUGUGGUGGACAGGGAGAGCCCCGAGGAGAUCAGUGAAGGCAGGGAAGUGCCGGAGCCCCGGCUGGAGCGUCAUGCGCCGCACCACAGCACGUCUCUCACGGUGAAGGCGGCCAUCCUCGAGAAGGUCAGCCAGGCCCGGCGGGUGCAGCGGGCCAAGCAGCUGGCAGAGAAGCACCGGCUCAGCCAGAAGGCCCUGCAGCGGCAGAACCGGGCCCGCGAGCGCCCCUCACGGAGGAUCAAGCAGCAAGGCGGGAGCUUCGUCCACCAGCCAUGCCAGCGCCACUGCAACUACUAACCUCCGCCGGGGAGCCUGCACCACUGGGGCAUUAGCCGUUCAGCUCUCAGCUUCACCUCCUUUCUCCUAACACUUCCAUCAGUGGAGGGAGGCUUUCGCCUUCCUCUGACGCAAACGUCUCCCCAGGGAGAGCGUCUUCUCUGCUCUCCCCACUAGGAACACUAGUUACACCAGCCAAGCCUCACCAGGCUGCAGUUUCACUCCACCCCCUCUUACGUCCAUGUACUUCACCCCUCGCUCGUUACCUUCCUCCUCUUCCUCGUCUGCUGCUCCCUUCUCGCUUUCCUCCCCGAAUGCAGACCGAGCUGGGCCCAUGAAGAAGUCACCCAGUGCUGUGUGGCCUCAUGAGGCUGAGGUCUGCUUUCAAAUGUCAGGAGUUGCUCAAGUCUAGCUAAAUUUCAUGGAAUAACAUGGGUGUAAACAGUUAUCCCCAGGGAAACGAGGCUUCCUAGGUCAUGUUGCCCCUCAGAGCCCACUUCUUGCCCUCUUGCCCCCUGGCUUGCAUGCGUUUUUCCAUCUGCCCUGCCAGUGAUGCCAGUAUUUAAAUGGGAAAUUGGUAUUACUGGUGAAAUCUCCCAUUCUCCAAACCCAACAGUGGGGCUAUUCCGAGUUUAUGGAAAAGCCUGUCCUUUGGGUACUAAGGAGCCUGUGACAUCAGUGCCUUUCUUAAUGACAUCAUACUCUUCUACACAUAAACCGACCGUGAUGUCACCAACAGAGACAGAAGAGGAACAGACCAGCCAGAUUUGGUAUUCUUAGGAACUACAAUCAAUGCCACUAAAUAAGAGUAUUUCUUCCCCUCUCUGCCUCCCCUGCCCUCGCCAUUGCUUCUGGUGUUUCCCUGAAGCAGAGGGGAAACCUGAUCCUCUCUGAGAAAGAAGUCCUGCAGGGCAGCUGGACUUCGGCGUCAUCCCCAAGCCCCACACUGAGGCCACUGCUGCUCCACGCAGAGGCACCCUGACUCGCUAGGGGUGAGCCAUGGUGGCUGGAUGCUGCUCAGACCGACAUCUCAGACCCGGUGUCAGGAUGAUCUGGUUCAGGCUGCAGCAGCUGCAGGUCUGCUGUAGCCUUGCAGGAGAUCCAGCUGGCAUGAUGCUAUGUUGCUAUAUCACCUCUAACCCCUUUCAGCCCUUAAAAAAACAAAAACAAACGACCCCCCCCAAACCCCCAAGUCUAGGCUGUUCUUUGGGAGUUUCUGGGUUGCUGUAGGGAGUCUCACUGUGCUUGCUCUGCCUGCUCCAAAUUAGUCACAACUCUUAGGCAGCUCAUUGCCCAUGGGGAGGCAACCACGACCUCCUAGAAGGGUCUGAAUAAACCAACAUUGCUCAUGGUGGGAAAGUUCAGAGGUUCGGACAAAAAGAAAAGCAGCAACCCACCGCUUCCCCUUUCCCUCCCAGAGUUCUUUUACAAUUUUUACCUUGAUUAUACAAAACUGCCACUAUACUUCCCAAAAGGGCUUGUUCCAAGCAGAAGGCUGAUGGAAAUAUUUGUGGGAAGGUCAUUCAGAUGAUUGAAAAUACCACAGAGGAUCUUCAGAGCCAAAGUAUUGCUGCUGAUCAAGAAAGAACACAGAGGAAGAACAGUUUGGCACCUUUCCAUCUUGCUGAAAUCUUGAGAAAGGCUCUGCCCUUAUGGCUUGGGUGCCCUCCUAAAGCCAAUGCCCUGCAGAAAUCCAGGCAGGUCUUGGUGUUUUGUAUUUUUAGAGACAACCUUAAAAAAGAAAAAAAAAAAAUUCUCAGGAAACAAAACACUGGCCUAGCUCCAAGAACAUGCCAGCACCUUGCAGGAGCAAUUCAACCAGCCAUUCCUUGCUGUGAAGACAGAGAAGGAAGCCCGGGAGGAAAGGGAGGCCAAUCUAUGUGAGAGGCAGCUGCCCGGUACAUGUACAUCAGUAGGACAUCAACAACCCCAGAUGAGCAUUGAUCCCACCAAGCUGCUGGCUGUACUUGUUUGAGCAAGCCUUGUCCUUUCUGUGCUCCCUGCUCCUGGAGCAACUCACCUGCCCAAUCCAUAUAUAUGUGUAUGUAUGAUACAAACAUAUACUUGAAAGAAGCACUGGUUAAGCCAAGGAACAUUGGCCCGCCAAUGUUCAGGGCCUGCUGUCCAUAGCAAGGCCUGGGGUGAACAGCAGUGCCCACCUCCAUGGAGGGGAGUGCUGGUUCCUCGAUACCCUCACAGUCCCAGGAGAUUCUCUGUCAUGCUGCUAUCAUUGUGGGACAGCUGCUCUGCAUUAAUCCCUGGGAAGAAAGUGGAGAAGGGGACUUACACAGCUUCUCUGAAAUGGUUAAGUAUGUUAAAGCGCGUAGUGAAAGGAUGUGAGAUGAGAGGAAGUGAGGGAGAUGAUAGGGUGUGAAAGAGAUGCCAGAGGAAAGAGGCCAGACUAAGGGAAAAGAUGGGAAUGGGAGCAGCUGAGAAGUGCCAGUUCCAGGAGGAGAGCUGUAGAUCAUAUUCCUGCCUUGCUGGCAGGAGAAGACUAGGUCACCCUACAGCCUCCUAUCUAGGUAACCCAGCUGUCCAGUGCAGCUGGGUUCAGGCAAGAGGUCCAGUGCGUGAGAAUGUCUGUAGGAAACCCAGGGGUUUGGCACUGUUAUCGGACUAGAGCCAUAAAGUGAACUCCCUUUCUAUCCCUCUAAAAAUUGCAUCCUUUGACAUGAAGGGCCAAAUCCAAUCCUGGUGUAAUGCUGAUUUUUAAUGCAAAUCCCUCCCCUCCCCAUGACGGACUUGUCCUUGACUCAUUCUACCUUUAAAUGGGCACUGUCAAGACUGGCAAGAAACAACCUGCUCCAACAACAGCCAAGAUCAAUAAAGAGCAGAAUUUUGCUAAAAUCCCUUGGCCCCAUGCCUGUGCUUGACUGGUUUGCACCCCAUACCUGGAGUAAGGAUCCCAAUCUGUUCAUCGCGUCCUGCUCCUGGUCAGCUUCACGGAUAGUUGCACAGUGCUGCUGAGUCUGCAUUUCCACCACCUGAGACAAUAAAUACCCAGCCCCCACCCCUCCAAUCAUGGUUUCACUGAUGGUUCUUCCAUUCAACGGUAUUAAAUCCUGUAGUGUCGCUUUGGGAACUGUUUUUAAGUGAUUGUGUUAGGUCUAACCUCAGACCAAUCUUUUUUAAUGAGAGAAAAAGAAAACCUCUUCCCAGCCUCCCGGAUGUGUGACUGAGAAACCUGGAUAGCAUAGGAAAUGCUUGUCUGCAGAGUUUUUCUGUAGCACCGAUGACACAGUAUUUCCAAAAGCACAGAGGGUGAAAAUUAUUUUCGAAUAUCUUUUUAAAGCCAUGCUUUGGAGCCUUUCAGUUUCAAUUCUUCCAGGCCAGGUUCUUUUUAAAGUCCUACAGGGAUCUGCACGGAGACCUGAAGCCCUCCUAACAUAAGUGACCCACAAGUUCUUGCGUGAUGUGGAAAUGCAUCCUGCUCUGCCCUGCUACAUAGCAUGAUGCAGAGCAAAACACAGUGCUGGCUGCUCUGCUAGUGGAAAGAAUGUGUUGGAAGCUACAGCUGCUGGCAAGUCCGAGAACUGGACACAGGCUCCGAUUUGUAUUUGGCAUCCAACAUAUCCUGCAAAGAAGUCCCAGUUCGGAUCUACCUUCUGUAGCGUGGUCCCAUUUCUAAUAGCAACCGUACUGCAAAAUCUGCUUUCUGUUUUCAACAGAAGGCAGAGUUAAAUCUUCAUAGGCAGUAAAUGAGCUAUUUGCUCCUCUGCUUUUUCAUCCUCUCUGGUAAAUAUAGAGGUACCAGAGCUUGUUUUCACAGAGAAUAGUUUAUUGGCAGAGAGAAAAAAAGAGAUACCUUGGGAAGCCCUCAGUGAUCUCCCAUGUCGCCUUUGGCAUCAUCACUUGUCUCCAGGAGCUGGAGCCGAGAGAGGAGGGGUGAAAUCGUGUUUCCUCGCUGCUGAAAAUAACACCAAACUGGAGACAGAGAUGUGCUAUUUCAUUUGCAGUUUAGUCUCUACUAGACACUGAUGACUCUGUGACUUGAGGGGAAAGUUUACAUCCUUUUAUGUCCUUGGCUUCACAUUAAAUGCCUUUUUUUUUUUCUUUCCUUCCCCAAAGUGAUCCCCGAUAUGAACUGGGAAUGUUGCAUUUUUAUGAACAUCGAUAUAAGUGCUUGUGAAGACAGGAACGGGCUAGUCUUGAGCAUACAAGUAUUUCCUAGAAGAGGUUCAAGCAGCAAAGUAGGCCUGAGGCUAAAGACUGGAUGCUAUGUUCCUCGGUCAUCAUUCUUUCCCACCACCUCUGGUUCAUGUGCUCCGCUGCUACCAGGCUGUUUCCUGCCUGGACAACAGCUUUAGAGGAAUAUUUUUUUUAGUAGCCCAGAUAUAGGCCAAGAAAUCGACAACCUUCAGAAUUUUCUGCCUUCCAGCCCAUCUUUUAUCUAUUGCUGUUGUAAAUUGUGGCACCUGAGGUGUCACAGGUUCCUUAAUGGUCCCCUCCCAAAGCCCUAGGGCUGAAGGUGACACCUUACUUCCCCCGCUGCAACUCUGAAGUGAAAAUGGGCUGUGGGGCAGCAAAGCUGCUGGGCAUGCCAAUCUGCUGGGUGCAAACUGCUUGUGUCUCACAAACCUGGGCUUCCUGGGGCUGCUGAUCAGCUUGCAAACAUCACCCGCAUAAGAAACCCCUCUUCAAAACCGUACUCCGCUUUCCUGCUUAUCCCUCUUGAACCUGGUGGAAUUGAAAAUCUUGGCAAGCCUGAAGAGCUCGAUGGUGCCGGGGGAGUGCCCUGGGCACUGCUGGAGUGGUGGCUCUGUUUGGGACAGCUGCCGACCACUGUCAUCCCUUUCAAAUGGCUAAUGCUGUUAUUAUGUCCUAUUUUGAGGAAGUGAAUGCAAAAUGUUUCGUUUUCCUUUCUUCUUUCUGUGCCAGUCUGAGACAUCCUUCACCGCGCUGCUCCCAGCCAACACAGGAGACAAAGCAGAACUAUGAUCACACUUUAUAUCAAGAAUAUGUUUAUAAAGGGUUAAUAAAUUAUUAAUAAUGUUUUAAUUAAGAGGUUAAUCUGGCAUGGUCAAAUCCCACAGGUCGAUGGAGUGCUCUUACCACAGUAUGUAGGCUCCUGUGGUGCCUAUGUGGUGGCCCCUCAUUACUGUUUGCAAAUCUGCUUGUGCAUUAACAUCUAUUAAUCACUUAUUAACCCUAUACAAAGCAAAUAUUAAUGCACCUAUUAUAAAGUGUGACCCCCACUUCUUAUGCUGUGGCAGAGAUGUGUUUGAACUGGGCUUUGCAGAAGACUUGCAAUGCUCCUGUCCCAUACAAUAAUGCUUACUAGAAGAACUGGUCUGAUACCAAAUCUCUUGCCCCAGUGUUGUAAGAUCAAGAUUUACGCUGAGGUUAUAUGAGUUUCCUUGUAUCUUAAAACAAAUGAAAGGUGCUUAAAACUGACCACUUUUUUUCAUGUGUGCACAUGUGUGCAUGUGUAAAUAUUUUUAAACACAGAGUGGAUGUUCAGUGGUUUGUUCUGAGGUGUGGGGUUUGGGGGGUUUUAGGUUUUUGCAUUCAAUAUUUUCAAUUUGUGAUUAGGUGGGUGAAGCUCCCUGGGGGAGUUUAAGCAAACACAGCACUGGCUGGCAGGAAGGCUCCUGUUCUGAUGUCCUGCUUGAAGUGGUAGGUUGAGUUUGUUUGUUUGUUUUUUGAUUUUUGUUUUAAUUGUGUAGGGGGAAACUACAGCAUGGACUCAGGGACAAACAAAUAUGCUGGGGUCUUUAAAAGUGCGUAUUUCCAAAUUUCUCCAUCUGGGUAUAGGUUUCGUUUCUGUCGGUAAGGCUGUUUGGUUACUAAUCUGCAUGGUCCUAAAGGAAUCUGUUAGCACUGGUAGGACGUUUCCGAGAACUUUGUUAGAAAGCCUUUCUGAGCGCGCAUCGGGCAACAGGCUGGGCCAGCUGCUGCUUGUUGGAAGACAAAUUAGCCUGAAAAUUCACAUUACAACUGCUAGAAGACAACUGGUCCCUCCUUCAGCCUGGUGGUGUUAUAAAGAACUAGGUACAUGUUUUAAGCAGUAUGUCUGAAAAGGUGUAAGAAUCUUUUUGGAGCAAUCACAGAGAACAUUGUUGAUGCAAGGGACAGGCUGAUUUUUUUCUUUUCACUCUGGAGGGAAUUCUUCUAUUUCUUGCAAGAAAAGCACUAAAAAAAAAAAAAUCCUGGUGGAGAGACCCAGGCAAACCUCUGCUCAGAAAAAUGUCAACUUUGCCUCUGCAGCUUGAUCGUGCUGCAGACACGGUUGGCAGCAGCUCUAAGCUGGAGCUGCUUUGCUGAGCGGGCUUCUGCUGCCACUGGGAUUUGGGAGCUGGCACUCGCCCCGCUGUCGCCUUCCCAGUCCCACCCUGAUAUGCUGGGCACUCUUUUGGGGAAGACUGUGCCGUGUGAGUGGGCAGAGCAGGGCAAGCAUGGGAGCAGGCAGCAGGGGCACGAGCCCUGCAGAACUUCCUGGGGACGGCCACUGCACCCACCCUGCUGAGCCGACCUACGUCAUGGGGCGAUGCUUCCCACCCUCACAGAGUCCUGUAGUUUAGCGACUUUUCGAAGCAGUGUGCUGCAGACUUGCAUCUCAGUUAUAUUCUUUCACUGUGGGGCAGGGCAACCUGGCACAACACCAGCACUAUGGAUCACUGCUUCUAAAGCAGCUAGUGAAGCCCUUGAAGUGAACAGCAAGGCUCCCAUUAACGUCAGAAGGCGCAUGGGCGAAAUAGCCCUCCCAGAGGAGUGCCGCUCUUUGAUAUUAAAGCCAGAUUGCACCAGGGCACAUGGAAACCCACAUGUUCCUCCUAGGAAGAUGUGCAAUGCACCUCCUAGGGCAGCUCCCUGGGGUGGCUCUGCUUUGCACGCUGUGCAAACACAGGCGGCCAGCCACUGCAGUGGUGGCCCUUUAAUACACAGGGCACCUCACUAGCAGUGCACAGGAGCCACCAAACAUCUAUUCACUGAAUUUUGGCUUUCCCUUGAGCUUGAAGAUCCUGAGAGUGGGCUGAUGGGAGGUGGAAGCAGAAGGCAGGGGCCCUCCACCAGAAUGGACCUGCUCAUCCAAUACUCUGAAACUUGAAUAUACUUUCUAAAAGCAUUUGCUCUGUUGUAAAAGCUCAGUCUGGAAGGAAAAUAGUUCUUUCCAUGGGCGUCAACUUUUCUUUUUUAUAAUGGAAAAUGCAAAUACAUAGCUCAUCCCAAAUGUCACCUUCAUGGUGACAUUUCACUGUUUCUCUACGUGUCUUUCUAAUGAAUAGAUAACUUUGCAUUCAUGUCUUAGCAACAUUGUUUUCUCUUCCAUUCAGCCUCACUGGGGAGAAAAAUUCAUGAGAUACUCAGUUCUACUGGUCAGAAUAAAGAAAUGAAGUAUACGUACUCCUUUGAGAUUUUAUAAUUCAGUCAGAUGUUUUUAAAAUUGCUCCCAUGUAGGAUAAAUAGCUGUUUUCCACUGCAUAUGGUAGAAAUUAAAUUGGAGCUGAAAUUUUUUAAAAGCAAGCAAGCAAACAAAUGCCCAAAAGUUGAAUUAUUUAAUCACUAGAAAACAUAUCCAUAGUAAAAUGUGAUAGGAGUGCUCCAGCUAAGGAAGGUCGAGAAAAGGGAUCUCAACAUUUUCAUGUUGUGUCAGAACAGAAGAGAGUUUGAGGGCUACCUCUCCCUGCUUCACUGUGAAAAGAGAGUAGUUGAAAGGCCUGAGAACAUUUACAAGAGAGUAGCUGGUGCAAACGCUUCUUGGUAAGCCAUGUUAACGCUAGAUAGGGAAUCGUCAACAGCAUAGAAAAUACUAUUUUGCCAUUCUUUCCACAGAUGGCAUAGAUUCGCUUUCAACUUGGCUUGUGACUUUUUCCUCCCUGCCAUCAGAAAGGGCUGCUGGCAGAGGGAGGGACGUGACCACAGCCCAACCACCUCUCCCAAAAGCUCUCAAAUCUCUUCAGAUUGCCCGUGCCGGUUCUUCUCUUUCCUCGCAGUCGUUUCUAGCGGCCUCCUUGCCAUUGCUUCUCACAGUCUUCAGGGGCUCAGUCCUUAUCCCAUUGGCAUGAUCAGAGCUUCUCUCAAUGGGAAUGGGGUCAUUUAUGGGAGGCUUACCAAGCCACAAAACCCUUGGAGAGGCUGUCUUCUGUCUCUGCUCUCCUUCAGGAGGCCCUCCGAAGGAGAGAGCGCUCAUCACUGGCUUGCUCCUCCUUCGCAGAAAACAGGCCUUGCAUUUCAUGCAGUUAAGGAGCAUACGAGUAACCAGCCUUUCUUUCAUGAACUAACCUUCUUCCCUUAAGAAGAUGAGGAUGAAGAUGAGCAGCCCCAUUUAGUAUCAAAGACGUCUCUUAAUGCGUAGUCCUUUUUUUCGUGAGCAACAAACCUCUCAUGAGCUGCAGCUGGGUGAGUAUUUCAUCAUCUCUGCAGAGAAGUGGGAGAUUUUAUUCCUUGCAGAUGGAGACGGGGGGAACAAACACAGGAAGUUCCAGUGUGCAACUUAGAAAUGGGUUGCACAACGUAGGGGAGCCCAAAGUUUCCCUGCUGUUCUACCUUCAUCUUGCUUUUCAUUGCCUGGGAAGCUGCUAACAGCUAAGCUCAACCUCACCGAAGGUUUUAUCUUCAGCUCUGGCUCAUCACAGUUGUUUCUGGAGCUCUAGGCAUGAGGCAAUGGCUUAAGGUGUACCUGUAAUUAGUAACAGUCUUUUCUAUUGUACCAUAAAUAUAACCAUACUGUAGCAAUUGAGCGUCGCAGUAUUUUAUUUGUAUGUAUCAACCCUACAGGUAGGUAUUCUGCUUGUAAAACUCAUCUAUAUGCAUUACACACCUCCAUGCCGUAUUGACUGCGUAUGUGCCUUUCACCCUUUUCCACGGCUUGUCAUCUUUUAAAAAAAAAAAACGACCGCAGAACUUGAAUAAACCAGUGAACUAUAGUUAAAAGUCCUAUGCAAGAGAUGACUGGGAAUUAAAUCUUCGACAUUUCUGCAUUUUUAUGUUAUUUUAAAAGCAGAUGCUGGGAUUUUCGGAGGACCCAAUCGAAUUAAUUCCCUCAAUUGCUAAAUCUCUUUGGCAGCUUUGAAAGGCUCAGCCUGAAACCUGAUUCCUCACCAGUUUGUGCACGAAGACAGACUACUGGUGACAUACCUACCACCAGCAUUUCACCAAAACAGACUCAAUAUCCAUUUUUUUUCCUUUCAAAUGCUCAUCUAAAGAGAAAGCGCAAUUUGGGCUGAAAGGGUUGCCUUAAACCUUCCUUCAAAUGCGGUUGAGAGCAUUAUUUUCUAUUUUUACCACCUCUGUUCCCUAUCCUCCCCCCACUAUUGCUCGGAAGAAGAGCAGAUAGAGAGAGCAUAUGCAGCUGACCUGCUUAGGAUACAUACCUGCCGAGGAACCAGGAGCACAAAGGAUCAAGCAGAUCAACACACAGUAGUUCUCCAUCGGCCGUGUUCUGGCCGUGAUUCCACUCUAUUGCAUGCCUUACAAUAGCAGGACAACUUCAAAAGCUGGACUUUGGGAAGACAAAAACCCCCACGUUUUCUUCAUCACCAAUGCUGUAGAACUGAAACCUCGGUCAAACUUAACAAAAUACGUCCUUUCUGUGUGCUACAUGUUAAAGCAAUGUAAGGAAGGCUUGUAGAGAAAGGAUGCCUACUUCUCAUAGGACAUCGUUUAAACAUCAGCCGUGCGUCGAGAGACUGAAGGACACGACUGCCUGGAACAUGUUAUGUAGUGUGCCUGUGUGUAUGUAACAUGGUUUUGGUUGUUAGGUUGUAAUGCUGUCUUUUGACCGAAAAAAUCUAAUAUAAAGGAAAAACACAAGAAAUAAAAAAAAUAUAUUUAAAGCCUA
This is a messenger RNA of Rhea pennata, 10990 nucleotides long. It is a transcript of the gene TP53INP2, whose product is annotated as tumor protein p53 inducible nuclear protein 2. Bases 508 to 1230 code for a protein of 240 amino acids. Lineage: Eukaryota; Metazoa; Chordata; Aves; Rheiformes; Rheidae. The record is from RefSeq and is a predicted model, not a curated record. Gene Ontology annotation, cellular component: autophagosome; nucleus. The transcript has 4 exons. Gene Ontology annotation, biological process: positive regulation of DNA-templated transcription; autophagosome assembly.